AUGGAUCGCCAGCUUGCCUUUGCUUUCCCUCAGCAGGUCUUUGGCCGGAACGUCCCUGACACCUUCUCUGAUGAGGAUGACGAAAAGUUCCAACAGAGGAUCCGUGCUAAGCUUGAUGCCAACGUAUAUGCCGAAGCAGAGGUCGGUCAUAUCUUUUCCUUAGACAACGGUGGCUCUUGCUGCCGUGAGAAUGUCUUCAUGAUCGAACGUCAGUGGCAUAACCUCCUCUUUUGUGAUGAGCUGAAGGUUGCCUAUGUCGGCUGGCAGAAGGCUCAAACGGCCUGGCGAUUAGCUCAGAGAACUCCGAAGUUCUACGACGGUUGUUGGAAGACCUGGACCUUUGACCAGAUCCGGAACAAGGGCGUGGAGGAUUUCAAGAAGAUGGGCCUCUGGGUGCGUGAGGGGGGUGGCUUUGAUCAAAGGUCGCCUGCGAUACAGGACGGUCGUGUUCAGAUCCUUCCCAGUGGCAUGCCCAUUGGUGUGCAUGACUGCAUGCGCAAUCUUGUGGACGAAUCGCCCAAUCAUGAUGUCUUCGGGGAGAUAGACCUGGGCGAUGAUGACUACCCCUACAUCAUCGCAGCCCCCGCUCAACAGCGGCCUCAGCUUCUGGCUGAGUUGCAACUCUCCAGCCCUGCUAACUAUCAACGUCUCAGCGUGGAGCACCCGGAGCUGUUCGCAAACCAGAGAGAGGUUGCCAGACGAAGACCUGGCGCCAUCGGACGGUCCUGUCCUUGCCUAGAAUGUCUCUUCAUGUAG
Molecule: messenger RNA, 756 nt
Organism: Symbiodinium sp. CCMP2456
Lineage: Eukaryota; Dinophyceae; Suessiales; Symbiodiniaceae
Source: the annotation of a GenBank genome assembly